Molecule: messenger RNA, 1636 nt
Organism: Nothoprocta perdicaria
Lineage: Eukaryota; Metazoa; Chordata; Aves; Tinamiformes; Tinamidae
Gene: CTU2
Product: cytosolic thiouridylase subunit 2
Exons: 14
Coding region: 10-1350 (446 amino acids)
Biological process (GO): tRNA wobble position uridine thiolation
Cellular component (GO): cytosol
Molecular function (GO): sulfurtransferase activity; tRNA binding
Source: RefSeq, a predicted model, not a curated record
CGGAUCUGCAUGAAGUGCAAGGAGAGCCCGGCCGCCCUCGUCAUCCGCAUCAAGGAUCCCUUCUGCCGCUCCUGCUUCCRGGAAUACUUUGUGCACAAAUUCCGGGCCGUGCUGGGCAAGAACCGCGUCAUCUUCCCGGGAGAGAAGGUGCUGCUGGCGCUGUCCGGAGGGCCCGCAUCCAGCGCCAUGCUCCGGCAGGUCCAGGAGGGRCUGAGGCGGGAGACAGCCAAGAAGCUGCGCUUCAUCCCCGGCAUCAUCUUCGUUGAUGAGGGAGCCGUGUGCGGGCAGAGCGCGGAGCAGCGGGAGCAGAGCCUGGCCGCUGUGGAAGCCAUCGCGCAGGCCACCGGCUUCCCCUUCCACGUGGYGCACCUGGAGCAGGCCUUCGAGCUGCCCAGCUCCAUCCUGCGCCGGGGCGCGCGGGGCAGCGCCGCGGGCCCUGGCUACAAGGCGGCCGUCCAGGGCUUCAUCCAGCAGCAGCAGCAGCGGCAGGAAGCGGCCGGCGGCGAUGGAGCCGCCUGCCCGGCCCGGCCCCACAGCCCGGACACGGCCGCGGGCUCCCGGCUGCCCGACGCGGCCCUCACCCAGCAGCUGCUCCGGUUUUUCGAGGCGGCGGAGACGCUGACGGCCAAGGAGGAGAUGCUGCAGAUGCUGCGGACGCACCUCAUCGUGCACGCGGCCAGGACGCAGGGAUACAGCAAGGUCAUGAUGGGCGACUGCUGCACCCGCGUGGCYGUCAAGCUCUUCACCAACCUGGCCCUGGGCCGCGGCGCCUUCCUUGCCAUGGACACGGGCUUCCUGGACACACGACACGGUGACGUGGCCGUGGUGCGGCCCAUGCGCGACUACAUGGCCAAGGAGAUCGCCUUCUACAACCACUUCUUCGGCGUGCCCACCAUCACCACGCCUGCCCUCCGCCCCAAGCGCCGCGAGAAGCCCAGCAUCCACCACGUGACAGAGAAGUUCCUCGUGGAGCUGCAGGUGGAUUUCCCGUCCACCAUCAGCACCGUGUACCGGACGGGUGAGAAGCUGAGCCCAGCUCCUGCGGAGGGCACCUCYGAGUCGGAGCUCUGCCUGCUCUGCCUGUGUGCCCUGGACACCCUCACGGAGGAGGAGCUGGCCCUGGAGCCCACGCUGAUCUGGGACGAGGAGGCGGCUGAGAGGAAAUCCGCCUUCGUGCCGCUGCUCUGCUACGGCUGCCGCCUCACCUUCAAGGAGAUGGGCCCCCUGGACACGCUGCCRCCCUACAUGCGCUUGGAGGCCCAGCAGAGGAUCUGCGGGGCCGAGGUGAAGCAGCAGGCGCAGGAAGUCCCGCUGCAGAACGGUGACAAGGAGCCUGGCGGGGACCCCUGAGGCCCCAGCUGUGCCUCCUGCUGGGGACAGGCCCCUGCGCCCUUCGGGACACCUUGGAUGGACAAGGUGCCACCCCUGUGGACACCAUCCUCUAGGACGGUGAAGGACCAGAGCCACGGCUGGAAGACAUGCUGGGACACUCACUGUGACUGCAGGUGUCCAAGUGGCUGCUUUUAAACCCAACUUAAAUUAUUUGGUCAGGGAGAGGGGACUCAGAGCGCCCAUCCCCAGCAAUGCUCAGUCCACCAAUGCCAGGGUGGCCCUCGCCCCAGCAGCACAUGGACGA